AUGGAUCCCGAAUUAUUCUUGGCCCACCAGGAGAAACUUGUUCAAUAUGAGCGUGACUUCGAGGUUGUGGAAAUCCAGCGGGUCUUUGAGGCCUGCACACCUGCUCAAUUGGCCAAGAAAGGCCUCGCUGUCCUCGGGUUGACCGUCGCAGGCAUGAAGACCGGCGCCGGUGGUAAAAGUCUAGUGGACCUUGAACUUUCGAAUGCCACCUCGACCAGCCCCAUAUUACCACCCCACCGACUUCGAGUGGGAGAUAUUGUCGCAUUGGAGGAACAUGGAACAGGAAGCAAGGCUAAACCCAUGAAGGCGACAUGGAAACCAAAGCUGGACGGCGUUAUCUUUCGAGUCACUGAGACCACCAUUGUCGUGGCUAUCAAAUCGCGAAAGGAGGGCGAGAACGAGGAGGAGAUCCCCAAGGAGGUUCAGGAACGCUGUCGACUGAUCAAGCUGGCUAAUAACGUUACCUACGAGAGGAUGUUGUCGCAGAUGAAGUUCCUGAAGGGCUCGUUGGCACAAGUGACACAGAACAGUCUGCCAUUGUCAUUGACGAACGUACUGUUUGGACGACAGAACCCAACAUUUGACGAGACAUGGGCGAACCUAUCCAGCGUCAAAUUCCUUGACCCAACCCUCAACCCUUCGCAGCAGGAAGCAGUCAGAUUUUCCCUCGCCGCAGAGCAGGUUGCUUUGAUUCAUGGACCUCCAGGAACAGGAAAGACGUUUACAUUGGUGGAACUUAUUCGACAGCUGGUUCUGCAAAAGAAGCGUAUCCUUGUUUGCGGACCCUCUAACAUCAGUGUUGAUAACUUGGUGGAGCGAUUGGCCGUGUACAAGUUGAACAUUGUCAGGACAGGACACCCAGCUCGUUUGCUCCCUAGUGUUUUGGACCAUUCAUUAGAUGUGCUCUCUAGAACGAGUGACCAAGGAAGACUUGUGAACGACAUUCGCGUGGAGCUGGAUGAGACCUUCCAGAAGAUUCAAAAGUGCAAGUUCCGGUCAGAGCGCAAGCAGCUGUACCAGGAAGUGAAGCAACUUCGGAAGGAUUUCAGAGCGCGCGAGAAGCUUGUUGUCAAGGAGCUGAUCCAGAGCGCUAACGUCGUCCUGAGUACUCUCAAUGGAGCAGCUGCCAAGAACCUUUGGGGUGAGAAGUUUGAUGUUGUCAUUAUCGACGAGGCGACUCAGGCUCUUGAAGAAGGAAUCAGCACGACAGCAACAAUGGCAGCAGAGACGCUUGCUUUGACCAAAGAGCUCAAAGACCAAAGGAAAAAGGCGGCCAGGGCAGGUGCAUCGGCUACCUUUGAAGUCCCAGGACUGGAUCUGGAGAAGAUUGCCAGGGACAAGGACUAUUCCUCGUUUUUAUUGUCGACCACCAUGUUUGUGCGCCUCUUGGGAUGCUUUCCUAGGGACGGAGCUAAUCUCAUCAAGCGUACAUUGGUGACCCAAUAUCGUAUGCACGAGGCGGUUAUGAAUUUUCCCAGUGCCCAGUUGUAUCAGGGCUUGCUUGUUGCAGACGAGUCCUGUCGUCAGUGGCUGUUAAAGGAUCUUCCUUCAGUGGAGAAGCGGUGCAAGUCGAUAGAUGAGGAGAGCGACACGGACCACGCGUUGGUGUUUUUGGACACGAGCAUGGCAGGCAUGAUGGAAGAAACAGAGGACCAGGACGGCAACCCCAUCUCGUCGUCUCUGAGCGGAGGGCCCGACGACAGUAAGCUGAAUCGAGGAGAGGCCAGCACUGUUGUCGACUACGUCAAAGACUUGAUGAAGGCCGGCGUCGAUGCGGGGGACAUUGCCAUCAUCACGCCCUACAGCGCUCAGAACGCAUUGCUUCGGCAAUUGCUGAAGGAGGAUUAUCCAGAGAUUGAAAUUGGAACUGUAGAUGGGUUCCAAGGGCGUGAGAAACAGGCGGUUAUCUUGACGCUUGUGAGAUCGAACGAUGCUGGUGAAGUUGUGGCAAUGACCCGUUCCAAGCGCCAUCUGUGUGUUGUGGGGGACUCUGAGACGCUGAGCAAGAAGGACGCGUUCCUCAAGGCUUGGAUGAACUUUUUGGGAGAGCACGCCGAGGUGCGCUACCUUGAAUAA
Molecule: messenger RNA, 2076 nt
Organism: Linnemannia hyalina
Lineage: Eukaryota; Fungi; Mortierellomycota; Mortierellomycetes; Mortierellales; Mortierellaceae
Source: the annotation of a GenBank genome assembly